This is a messenger RNA of Daktulosphaira vitifoliae (grape phylloxera), 3274 nucleotides long. RefSeq names its product tetraspanin-17 (gene Tsp26A). The coding region runs from base 442 to 1431 and encodes 329 amino acids. Gene Ontology annotation, biological process: protein localization to plasma membrane; protein maturation. The record is from RefSeq and is a predicted model, not a curated record. Gene Ontology annotation, cellular component: membrane. NCBI's taxonomy places the organism in Eukaryota, Metazoa, Arthropoda, Insecta, Hemiptera, Phylloxeridae. The transcript is spliced from 11 exons.
UACAUUAAUUGUUUCUUCUCUAAGAAGCAAAAUAAUUUUGAUACUGCAAAAAAUGUAUUAUGAACUUUUAAGAAAAGUUUUUUUCUUCAAUACAUGAAUAACCUUUUUACUUCUGAGGUUGUGGCUAAACAUAUCAUAAAAAAAUUCUUACAGAAUUUUUAUGAGUGAUUUGAGAUGAUAAAAGAGUGUCUAGGAAGAUUAACCUUUUUAGCCUCAGAAAGUUAUUGGAAAAAUUAUUGGGUGUUAUUGAAUUUUUACAUAUUGGUAUCAGUAUUAAUAUAUAUUUACAAUAUUGAUAUAUAAUAUAUUAAAUUAUUUCACUCAGCAUCAUAAAAGCAGUUUCCGUAACACAAAUGACAGUAUUCUAUCAAAGGAUAUCAGUUAUUUACACUCCGUGACAACUUAAAAGACAUUACUAAUUUAUUACAUCGAACUAAAAUAAUGGCAAUUCAACAAAAGUAUAGACGAGAAGAAGUUAGUGAAGUCAGCUGCUGUUUGAAAUAUAUUAUAUUUAGUUGUAAUGUGUUAUUUUGGAUGUUUGGACUAUCUAUCAUGGCAAUUGGUGUCUGGGCAUGGACAGAAAAAAAUGUUUUCAAUAAUCUUGGUAAACUUACACAUUUGGCACUUGAUCCUGCAUUUGCCCUGAUUUUUCUUGGUGGAAUUAUAUUUAUAAUAGGUUUUACAGGAUGUAUCGGUGCACUACGUGAAAAUACUUGUUUAUUAGGAACUUAUGCAGUUUUAUUAGCUUUUAUAUUAAUACUAGAGUUGACUGCUGGAGUGUUAACUUUUAUUUUUAAGGAUACUAUAAAAUCCCAAGCUACUGAAGGUCUUCAAACAUUUAUUGUGCAUUACAGAGAAGAUCCUGAUCAACAAAAUCUUAUUGAUUGGAUUCAAGAAGAUUGGUUACAAUGUUGUGGAAUCAAAGGUCCCGAAGAUUGGGAUUUGAAUAAUUAUUUUAAUUGUUCUUCUCAAAUGGUUGGAAGUCGUGAAGCUUGUGGAGUUCCAUUUUCAUGCUGUAAAAGAAAACCUAAUGAGAUUGUUGAAAACAAACAAUGUGGAUAUGAUGUCCGAAAAGAAGGAUUUUAUGCUGAAAAAUGGACAAGUUUAAACUUGCCUACUCAAACAGGUGAAAGAAAUAUUUAUGAAAGGGGUUGCAUGCGGGCUGCUGAAGAAUGGGUUGAAGAUAAUUUUAUAGGUGUCUUAACAACAGUUAUGGCUGUUACAAUUAUACAGAAUGAUGAUUUUGGAAAAAGAAUAGAUAUGAUUAUAAAUGAAAGAGGUUGUUUACAAGCUGGUGAAAAUUGGUUAGAAAGAAAUAUGCUUUUUAUAGCAACUGUUUGUCUUAUUUCAGCUUUCUGUAAAAUUUUAGGAAUAUGCUUUGCACAAAAUCUCCGUGCUGAUAUAUUUGCACAGAAAGGCAAGUGGCAUUAACUAAAAAAUGUUUAGUAAUGUUAAGCUAUGAAAAAAAUAUUAGGUUUAAGACUUACUAAACAUUUUUACAUUAACUAAAAUAAAAUAUAUAACUUAUAGAUAUAUGUACAAUAUUAUACUCCCAUAUUUAAUUAUCAUGCAACCAAGGUUUCACUAUGUUAUAAAAAUUAUCUUUAAUCAUUUUUUUUAUAUUUUGAUUUUAUUGUUUUUAUUUUUAUAUAUAUUUUACAUAGAAAUUUAUAAACUAUACUUGAGUUAAUAUAAUUUAUAAGUCUAAUAAUAUAAUUUUAUGUAUUGUAUUGUAAAAUAUGAACCCUUAGCCAUUUAAUGAAAUACAUUAACUUUUGAUUUUUUUUUUUUUUUGUUCUCAGAAUAUUCCUAUUAAAAAUAACUUAUAUUUAAGUGCCAAAUGAAGUUUUACACUAUCUAAAAAUUAUUUAAGAUUUUUUUAAUUAAGUUCCUAUUAGUAUUAUUAAUAUAACAUGUAAAUAUAUUUUUAUUUAAUUAAAUAAACAAUUAUGAUCAUUUUUGCAAUAAUUAUUUGCUUAAUUGAAAUUCUUAGUUAUUUUUGGCAGUUGAUGUAAUAUAAAUUAUUGCUUAUUUAAAUUAUAUAUUUAUAUAUAGAGUGGAACAGUUCUAACUAACAACUCUUAUAAAUUUUGAUACAAUUUCAUUUUUAUUUUUAAUAAUUUUUACAGUUUAGAGUAUUAAAAGCAUAUUUUUUAAUAUUUAUCUCCAAUAUAAAAAUCAAAUGAAAUAUUUUAUUACAAAAAAUUUUGAAGGGUUGAUAACAAUUUUUGUAUAAGUACUUAUUAAGUUAUAAAUAUUUUAAUACAUAGAAUGAGUAUGUGAUAAAAUGUUUGUCACUUAAUAACUAAAUUGUUAUCAAUCCUUCAAUACUUUUUAUAAAAAGGCUAAAAUAUUGCUAUUUAAAAAAAAAAAUCAUUUAAGUUUUUUUCUUAUUGGAGACAAAUAAUAAAAAAAAUAUGCUUUGACCAUGUUCAAAAUUGUAAAAAUUAUUUUUUAAAAAAUUGACUCAUAAUAUUUUCUAAAUGAAAAGUUAUUAAAGAUGUUAGAACUUGUUAACCCCUCUGUAUAUAUACAGGCUGAUUAUAACUUAGAUUCACUCAAUAUCUUUAAAAAUAUUAGUAUUAUUAAGGGAAUAAAAUCAAGUCUUCUUUAAAAUUAUAUUGUGUUUUAUAUUUUAAAGAUAUUGUGUGAGGAAUAAUUUAACAAUUUCUCUGUAUAUAUAUAUAUAUAUAUAUAUAUACUAUAAUCUUCUAUGUAGUCAUUUGUAACAUUAAACCAACUUUAAAAUUUAUUCUACGAGUGGCAUAAUUUGCAUUGUUUUGUUGGAAUUACAUUCUUACCACCCAAUAGUUAAAUGUUUUUUGGAAAGGAUGGGGAGAACCACACAGGACUCUCAGAACUAAUCUAGCUGUAUUUAAUUAGCCUCAGGAUUAUUUUUAGGAAACCCUAUAAGUAAAUUAUUAUUCGAAUUUAUCUAAAUUAUGAAAUAUUGAGCUAUAAAAACAUUAGUCAAUUUAGCUUCAAUUAUAGAUAGACCUUGGAGUCUAUCUUCCUCUCUUAUUUUUAGUCUGGUGACAAGGAAUAAUAUGGUAAAAAAGCAACCCACCAAGUAAAUUACCCAGACUAUAACCCAAUCCAACUAAUAGAGUAUAGUACUAUAGUUCCCACAGAAAUUUUCCAAAUUAUGCCUUUGUAUACUAUGAUAAAUAGUUUUAUAAUAAAUAUGUAUGUAUCAAACUAAUACUUUGUGAACAACUAUGUUUAAUAUCUUAUUAUGAAUAAAUAUAUUUAAUAAAAAUAACAGUCAAUGUUU